AUGAUUACUAUUACCUACCCGAUUCCUAGGGACUCACCUGCCUCCCUCGUUGGACGUGUUGGACACGUCCAACAUUGUAGCGAUUUUUGUUCUAAUUAUUUCUUCUUCGCAAGGGAUCACAAGGAUGCAGGCGUGGACGAGGCCCUCGCCCGUGCAAACGACGCCCUUGCCCGUGCAAACGAUUCUCUUGCCCGCGCAGCUGAGGCUAAUCAGCGGGCAACCGACGCUGACCAGCAGGCAUCAGACGCCAACAUGCGAGCAAUCGAGGCCGACCUGCAGGCCCUCAAGGCUGUCGACCGCACUCUAGCAGGAGAGAAGCACACAAUGGAUCUCGCUGUCCACGCUGCCGAGGCCAGGCUGCAGACUGCCGAGGCUGCCGACCGCGCUAGCGCCGCUGAGAAGCGCGCCGCUGAGAUAGUCCUAGAGUUGGCAGCAGAGAAGGAGCGUGCCAGCAUGGCCAUCGACAGAGCAAACAAGCGCGCCAUGAAGGCGACGGCGCAGACAGCUGAGGCCAUGGUCAGCGCGGCCAAAUAUACUGAUCGCGCCCGCGCUGCUGAAAAGCGCGCUGAGGCAGCUGAGUUUCGUGCUAAGAAAGCCGAAGAGGCUAUUUCUAGCGCUAAUUCCCGCGCUAGUGCUGCCGAACACCGCGCCCGGGCUGCUGAGAAGAGCGCUGAAGAUGCCAAUGCACAGGCCGCUAAAGCCAUCGCCUGUGCUAAGGACGCCAAGAAUCGCGCCGGUGCUGCUGAAAAGCGCACCCUGGCUGCUGAAAAGAGCGCCAAAGAUGCGAAUUCGCGAGCCAAGGCAAUCCUCGCCAGUAACAAUGAGGCCAUCGCUUGCGCGGCAGAGGCGGUAGCCCGCACCAACGCGUGCACUGACAAAGCCGACGCAUGGCUGGCCAACGCGCCCAAGGCCCACCGCACUGAUAUGGAGGAGGUGGAAAGGGUGCAGGCUGCUGAAAUGGCACUCUAUGGCCACACCUCUUGCUCCCAAGCAUUGGCGGUGGCCAUAGGGAGGGUAAAGAGGGUUGGUGACGACGAGCCAAUUUUGCCUGCCCUCGCCAAAGUACGGCAGCUAACCGUGCUCAAAUAG
Linderina pennispora is the source of this 1089-nucleotide messenger RNA. RefSeq lists its product as uncharacterized. Bases 1 to 1089 code for a protein of 362 amino acids. The transcript is spliced from 2 exons. NCBI's taxonomy places the organism in Eukaryota, Fungi, Kickxellomycota, Kickxellomycetes, Kickxellales, Kickxellaceae. The record is from RefSeq and is a predicted model, not a curated record.